AUGUCUUUCCGACCCAGCACGAGGCAGCCGAGGUCAACUAUCCCACGAAAAAAGUGUUACAGUUACACAUUUGUAGUCGACUCCGCAACACAAAUUUCUCUGCGUGAGUGAGAAAACUUGUAAUUACACAAAUAGAACACACUUCAAUUCCAAAAUAAAUCUCCUUUCUUCCUUUUUUCCUUGUUUCCUUUUUCUUUCCAUUCGCACGCAAUAAUUAUCGCUACGGGCCUUGAGCGCUAGCCUAAACCGGCCGCAAUUCACUUUUUGUAAUGCAGAAAUCCUACGGGAAAACACCGAUGAAACGAGGCUUGUAUGCAUAUCCGGCAUGACAGAGCUUGUCUGUCUUGCUUGGCCUACAACACAAUGUGUAACUGUAACACUUUUUUCUUGCGAUAUCAACGGAAGAGCUGCUCGGGAAGCCGGACUACGUCGUGGAAGAUGAUGCGGGUCAUCUGCCGGGUACUGGUUAUAAUCCACUGGACCCACGAGCGACGACGAUGAUCGUACGUGAUAGUACAACAGCAGCAGGAGACCACAACCACGGUGGUGAUGAGGAGGGCACCAGCCGAGGAGAAGGAGAACUACUACCUGUGUCGCAGGAAAUAAAACUACUCGGCGGGGCAGCACGAGGCGAGAAAGCCGCGUCUUCUAGCCCGAUCUUCGACAGCGCUGUGGAGGUUUUGCCGCAGGAUGGAGAAGAGGGUGUUUCGGUUUCCACCGGGCGAGAACAGCGAGGGGAAAAAAGCAACAGCGACGAAGCAUUAGACCAAACAGGCCGCGCGAACGCGAAGUCUUCAAAAGCCACUAACUCGCCCAGUGCAGAUGUUGAAGGAGUAGAGCAAGUGGCGUCCUCUAGCAAGCAGACACUAAGCAAAGAAAGUGCUAACAGUCAAGACAGCGCGACCGCAACGACGCCAGUGGACCCGCGCGAGCUGAAGCUGGAAAUCAACCGGUUGAAAUUCAAACUGAAAGACUCGGUUCGGGUUCGCGACCAAUGGAAGAAACAACACACUACCACGCAGCUGAAAAUGCGGCAAAUGGAGUCCGAGUUGACGGAGCUAAAGCGCGCGACGUUGACCUCCACCGCGGACCUCCUCCGCGGGACGAGUAAUAUGGCGGUGGACGAUGGCGCACUACCAGGAAACGGUUCUGCGUCCAGUUCCUCCCAACCUAGCCGGCAGCGCGCGCAAACCGCAGGCGUGGAAAGCACUUCGGGGCUGUUGAUGUCUUCUGGGGGUGGAGGUGGCAUGGACAACACGAACGACAGCCAGAACAAUUCGGUCUUGUCGGAACAGAUCGAGCAGUGGAAAAAGGAAAAGGAGGAACUCGAGAAGGAAAAUCUGAAAAAGGAGCAGGCCUUAAAGCAAGCCAUGGAAAAGCUGCAAUUGGUUCAGCAGGAAAAGGAAAAUCUCGAAAAAACGAUGAACGACGUAACGAACGGUGGGAACAACACAACAACUGUGCCAACUAUGCAAGGAAAAAACUACGUGAGUGUAAGUCUGUGAUGCAGAAAAUGCAAAACUGUAUACACUUGUCAUGCCAGACAACCAUGAAGUUCCCUUUUCGUUAUGUGUGUUUUGUUCCCUUACAAGCCACGCAUGGCAGGUUUUCUCAGUGAUGUAGAGCAAAUUUGUAAUGCUGGCAGCGAAAAGAAAGCUGCUGCUACACUAACACAGGUUUUUUCUUGGAUACCAACAUCGUCAACGUCCUUGACUUCUCCCACGGACCUGCGUAACCAGCUGAUCGCGCAGACCUUCUCGCAGUCACAGGCAAGUCAGGGAACAAUAAAUCUAAGCGGUGCCGCAGCACCUGCUGGCCAAGAACAGGAGGGAACGACAGACGCGCAAACUGCUGCUGGCCUCGGGAAAGGUGGAAUAUCAGCCGCCGGUGCAGGAGCACCGCCGCAAACUAAAGGCGCACCAGCUCCUGCACCACCGUCUACUACGAAGGGACCGUCGCUCGGGAAAGGCGG
This is a messenger RNA of Amoebophrya sp. A120, 1972 nucleotides long. Lineage: Eukaryota; Dinophyceae; Syndiniales; Amoebophryaceae. The record is from the annotation of a GenBank genome assembly.